AGUGAUAAAGUAUUACCAAAAAAAACUCCAAAGAAUUCAACGAAAAAGUGCUCUCUAAAGUGACUAAAAACGAAAUGCUUCGGCAUGUGCCUCCGAGAUGGUGACCACAAUUAAAAUAACCUGCGAUGGAGUCUUCAUCCAGUCCAACUCGUACCUCAUGCCCUCGGCCGCCAGUGGCCAGCUCCCGGGAGCAGCAGGAUCGGCCUCCUCAGACCGGGCUCUGAAGGCGGGCUCCUCGAACGAAAGCGACAACUCGCAGACGAGCAGCGGCAGUCAGACAGCCUCCAGUGCCGGGAAGCGCUCCAACAGGUCCGUGGGCAGGAGCCAGCGAGGAUCCGGAGGGCAGGACACUAGGCGGAGGUACUACUUCGGCAGCAAGGACAUCUACUGGUGCAAGCAGAGCCGGGAGGGCUUGGGAGGAGGAACUGUUUCUGGGGGCAGACCCGCUUCGAGUUUGACGCGCAGUGCCAGCAGUGUGACCCACAAGGAGGCCUCCACCCACGCCACCCACAGCGGGGGGCAGGUGAUCUCGAGAGCGCGCCGCAAGCCCCUCCUCCUGUGCAGCAGCCUGAGUGCCGCCUACGCUCCUCCCCGGCGCCGGGAGUUCUACUUCUGCGACAAGUAUGCCCCCUCCCUCCAGGGUAGGAGCUCGCUCUCCCCCAGCAAGUCCUCCACCCCGUCGGCCAAGAGCGAGUCUGUCCAGCCGAUCGAUGCCCGGCUUCUGAAUUUCCUGCGCAGUGCUCAGCGGAAGUUCCAGGUGGCCAAGUCCAAGCCGGAGCAGCAGCAGCAGCACACCAAAGAUAAACCCCAAGCUAAGGACAAGGGGAGUGGUCAGGACUCGUCCCGAUCCUUGCCGAUCAUUGCCUCCACAGAGGAGUGGAUUGACGAGGAAGCCCUGUCCCAGGAAGAGGGAAGCCGCGAGAGGAAGUCCCAAUCCAAGUCCAAGGAGAAGGAUAAGAAGCAGCCACUCUCCAGAAAGGCUUCAGGCGAGACUUCAGGUGAUCUAAUCACCGUCGAGAUCAAGCAGGGACCGCUACGGAAGCAGCCUCUUCCGGCGGCCUCCCAACCACCCAAAGAAGAAGACCCACCCACGAUGAACAGCCACGCGACCGCCACCCAGAACGGACAAACCACGGUGGUGGGGCAUCAUCGCGGCUUCUCGCAGCCCUCGGUGACGGUGGCCGCCGCCUCGGCGACGGGCAGCACCGCCGGCGAUCCAUGGUUCCUUCAAACCACCGGCCACCAAAUGCCCCCCACCGCCCCCCUGCGGCACAACAAGCGGCCAGCACCCCAACCGAAUGCGGUUCUCGGCGCUGGCGGUGGCAGCGGUGGUACGGCCGCUGGCUCAGCGAUCGGAGCGGUUCUGUUGCACCAGCAGCAGCUCAGCCAGUCGCAGCCACACAUCGUGCCGCCGAGCAUACCGCCGCACCACCACCACCAUCGCGACAACAAUGUGCAUCCCAACCAGCCGGGAGCGGCGGCCGCCCUGCAUCUGUCAUCGCAUGCGCUUAAUAGUCAUAAUUUAAUCAGCAGCGCCAACAACCACUCGCCCAAGUCCCCCAGCCAGACACAACAACAACAGACGACGACCCAACAACAACAACAGCAGCAGCAGGCGUCUCACAGUAUACUGUCCACCUUUGCGCCAGCAGCCUCCAGUGGAUCAGUACAGGCAGCGGGUUCGCAGGCGGCGGGAGGAACCGCUGCUGCCGUGGCCGCCGUGGCUCAACAGCAGCAGCAGCAGCACCUCCAGCUGCUGGCCAACUGUGGCGGAGCUGGGGGAGCGGGCCUGAUGUCCUCCUCGUUGAACGCCGCCCAGAUGGCGUUGCAUGCCUCGGAGCGGGCGCUGCCGCCAAAGAGCCUGGCCCUGAGUAGCAGCCAGCACGGCAGCAACAUGCUGCUCCACACGACUGCCCAGCCGACGCAGGCAACCCAGCCGGUGUCCGGCAGUGGAUCCGCCGGCAUGUCCACCUCCCUGCACAGCUUCGAUAUCAACGGCGGCGCUGGCGGCAGUGGCGUGAAUGCGAGCACUGCUUGGACGAGUGGCUCCACCACGGCCAUGAACCACUCCUCGCUGUCGCCCACUGCCAUGGCGCCCCAACAGCUGCGCAAGUGUGAGGUCAAGCUGAAUGCCAUGCCAUGGUUCCAUGGCAGCAUAACGCGCGAUGAGGCGGAGCACCUGCUGCAGCCUCGAGAGGACGGACUGUUCCUGGUCCGCGAGUCCACAAACUUUCCUGGUGAUUACACGCUCUGCGUCUGCUUCCAGGCCAAGGUGGAGCACUACCGGGUGAAGUAUCUGGAAAACAAGCUGACCAUCGACGACGAGGAGUACUUUGAGAAUCUUGGCCAGCUGGUGGCGCACUACGAAGCAGAUGCGGAUGGACUGUGCACCCAGCUGAUCAAGUGCUUGCCCAAGCUGGGCAAACAAGAGUUCUGCAUCAACUCCAAAGACUUUGUGGACAAGGGCUGGGUGAUCCCCGAGGCGGAGCUGCAGCUGCGGGAGAGCAUCGGCAAGGGGGAGUUCGGCGACGUGAUGCUGGGCAUACUGCGCAAUGAAAAAGUGGCCGUAAAGAUGCUCAAGGAUGAGGGAGCUGUGCAAAAGUUUCUGGCCGAAGCCUCAGUGAUGACGACCUUGGAGCACGACAACCUGGUCAAGUUCAUUGGCCUUGUCUUCACCAGCAAGCAUUUGUAUUUGGUUACGGAGUACAUGAGCAAGGGAUCACUGGUUGAUUACCUGCGAUCGCGCGGACGACAGCACAUAACCAAAAAGGAUCAAAUCAUUUUUGCCUACGACACUGCCUCUGGAAUGGAGUAUCUGGAAGCCAAGAAGGUUGUGCAUCGCGAUCUGGCGGCCCGCAAUGUCCUCAUCUCGGAGGAUUGUGUUGCCAAGGUGUCCGAUUUUGGUUUGGCACGCGAGGAGUGCUACAACCUCGACGUUGGCAAGUUGCCCAUCAAGUGGACGGCUCCGGAGGCGCUCAAGAAUGGGCGCUUCUCCAACAAAUCGGAUAUGUGGAGCUUUGGCAUACUGCUGUGGGAAAUCUACUCCUUUGGUCGCGUGCCUUAUCCGAGAAUUCCAUUAGCUGAUGUGGUGAAGCACGUCGAGGUGGGCUACAAAAUGGAAGCACCCGAGGGCUGUCCACCGGAGAUAUACGAAAUGAUGCGCCAGGCUUGGGACCUCAAUCCCGCCAAGCGGCCCACAUUCGCGGAGCUCAAGGUGAAGCUGCAGCUGCUGAACAACGCCACAGCGUGAGGAGGCACUGGACAUUGGACACAGAUGCAGAUG
Molecule: messenger RNA, 3283 nt
Organism: Drosophila bipectinata
Lineage: Eukaryota; Metazoa; Arthropoda; Insecta; Diptera; Drosophilidae
Gene: Csk
Product: C-terminal Src kinase
Biological process (GO): protein phosphorylation
Molecular function (GO): ATP binding; non-membrane spanning protein tyrosine kinase activity
Source: RefSeq, a predicted model, not a curated record